UUUGAGGGGAAAAAACGCACGAGCUCUUUAAUUGCUUUUAAUUCCAACUCUUUCUACGUUCUUUUCUCUCUCUACUUCAUUCUUUUCUCUCUCCUGUUCGAACCUCCAUCACUGUAAUUUUACUUCAAUUUUCUCUCAAAUUUCAAUCGAAUCACACUAGGUCAAGAUUUUGAAAGCAAAAUUCUGCAGAUUUUGUUGAAUGUGAAUUGCACAUGCUAUAUUUUGAGAUCAAUAUGAGUGACAUAGAGCAUAGGACUCUUUCGCAAGAGGAAGAUGCAAGAGGAUUGGAGCUUAGUACCUAUGUAAAAGCUCCGAGGGAAAGACGAGUGAGAAAUCUUGAAGUGUCUAAGGCACAUACUAGUACAAGCAUGGUAAUCCAGAUGCUACCUAUCUUAGACACACAAAAUCAAAGUACCCUUUGUACUCGAAUGUCUCCUACCCAGCUAUACUAUAUGAUCAACAACUUAAAUGAUGACCAACGUCAAGCAGUCUAGGAGAUCGGGUUUGGUGCUUUACUCACUCUAGGUUUUGGGGAGUUGUUCCCUAAAUUAAGCCUUUGGCUUGUUCAGAAUUUCGACCCAUAUAGCCGACCUUUGUAUCUACAAGAUGGGAAAAUCAAUAUUGAUGCAGAGGAUUGCAUUUGACUCUUGGUCUUCCGAUGGGUGCAAAAGUAGUGAAAGAAGCUAAAAGUGAUCAUGAAAUAGAACAUUUUAGUGUGUUAUUAAGUAAGUGGAGGAAUAUAUGGGGUUUGAAGAUUGGCAAUCCUGCUAUAAGCCAAAUGUGUGAUAAGAUUCUUAAUCUCGAAUAUAAAGAUGAUUUUAAAAGGAAUUUUGUGGUUUUUGUUGUUUUUAGUUGUUUGAAUGGUCAUAAAGAUGUAAAGUGCAACUAUAAGAUAUUGUUUUCUUUGAUGAAAACAAGUGAGAAGUCAAUUCAAUUGGUCCCAAUACACAAUCCAAAGCUUAGUAGAUGUUGUCUUGUGUUGGAGAGAGAACCCAAGUGCUAAUUUUAAGGGCUCUGUGCUAUUUCUCAUGGUAAUUACUCUACACAUACUCUUCUAGCUUGUGUAUCUAUACGUUUUAGCUAGUGUGUCCACAAGUUUUAGCUAGUGUAUCUGUAAAUUUUAGUUGGUGUAUGUGUAAGUUUUAGCUAGUGUAUCUGCACGUAUUAUUAUUAAUCUCAUCAUUAAACCUAUUAUUAUAUCUGAUUUUGUAUUUAUUAACCUAUGGUAUUAUUCUUUAUUUUUGUUUUGAUUUGUACAUUCCAUUUCUUGUUGAGCAGUUAUUCUACUUUGAUAAAGUAGAUUUAUUGGAGGAAAAGUGGAUAGGAAGGUUCUUGUUAUUUCAUGCUGGAAUUCAUCUACAAUAGGAAAAAGAAUUACAGAUGAGUUAAAUGCAGGAAGGUUUGGAGUAGGCAGAAUUUUGCCUUCCUUGAGUUAUAUUAGAAAGAAGAAGAAUAAAAGGAAAGAAGCAAGCGAUGUAUCUGAAGCUGAUUCAUCCCUUUCGUCAAAAGAGGAUUUUGUUAAGAAGGUUUGUUCUAUUACCAACCAAAUAUCAAAAAUUUUGUUGAGUUAGGAGAAGUGAUCGCAAAGGGUGACAAGGAUUUUCCCGGCAUUGAAAACAUAAAGAAGAUACAAAGAGUUGCCACAGAGGCAUUUACUAAAGUUUCUCCGAUACAAGCAGAUGGUAGUGAUUUUGACGCUUUUCUUGGACAACUAGGAGUUCUCGAAGAAAUUGAUCGUAUUGAGAAGUCUUAUGACAAGACUAACAAGACUUCUAAGAAAAAGGCUUGUGAGAAAAAAUGUCCAUAGACUUGGCAAGAGAAUGACUUUCCAUCAUUUAGCCUAGGUAUUGAUCUCACACCACCUAUGGACAUGCCACCCAACAUUAAUGUAGUGGUUAAGAAUCAAUGAGGUGGGAAGACAGAAGGCAAAAAAGAUGUUUCAACUUAUCAAAUUGAAAGCACAAAUGAAUAUAAAGCUGAAAGAGAUCGCCCUCAAAGGAAGCCAAAGAACCUUCCUUCGUAUCAUAGGUCUCCUUAUUAUGAUCAUUACAUUGAUGUGCUAAAAAAGAUGACUAAGGUUGAGAAGAUGUUGUGCAAUUAUGUUUUGGAUACCGGAGAUUCGAAUGAGGUCUUUUAUCAUAAUGGAGAUUUUCAUGUUGAACGUCAUCAUGUUUCAUCACUUUUGGAAGGUGUGGUGACAAAGAAUAUUGUUGAUAUCUGGGCAUUGAUUUUGAAUCAAAAGGAUUUAGGCUGUGGGUUUGCAUCACCAAAGAGAUUUUUCUGUAGUGCCACAGCUUGUGCAUUUUUUCCUGUUAUCCAUCAUGGAUGUUAUAUAGUUCUCUGUUUUAAUUUCAAGUAUUCUAAGGUUGACGUGAUUGACCAAAGGAUUUUGACUAGCAAAAUCAAUGAAAUUUAUGGUGGCUAUCUAUCAAUUUUGGCUUCAUUCCUUUCAGAAUUUUUGAAAGAAAGAAAGGAUCCAAGAGCUAAUUUGGUAGCUAAUUUCGAGCCAAGAGUAAUCAGAAUGAUAUGGAAAUCAAAUGAGCUUGAUGUUGUGGAUAGUAUUACAAUGGGACACAUGGAAACUUACAUGGGACAUGGAAAUUCUUGGGAUACAAUUCUUAAAAAACCUAAUGACCAUAUUCUAAAAACUUUGAGAGCAAAAUAUUGUUAUGAUAUUUUGAAGAACGAGCACAACAUGGUCAAAGAAGAUGUGUUGAAGAAAGCAAAGUUGGCGAAUUGAAUAUAUAGUUGAUUUUUAGUGUAGAAAGGGAAAUUCUUGGUGCAUGUAUCUACAAUUGUGUUGUGAUGUACUUACUAUGAUUUUGUAAUGUAAAUACUUAGGAUUGGCAAUUGAAUGGUGAUUUUGACGUGGUUUAGAGGCCUCCUCCCACUCUUUACAUUUUGAUUAGUAACAUUUCUUCUAUUAUUGUAAAAGAUUGAUAAAGAUUGUAAAAGAAGUCUAGUAGACUUGUUUUUCUUC
Chenopodium quinoa (quinoa) is the source of this 2980-nucleotide messenger RNA. RefSeq lists its product as uncharacterized. The record is from RefSeq and is a predicted model, not a curated record. Bases 2069 to 2740 code for a protein of 223 amino acids. NCBI's taxonomy places the organism in Eukaryota, Viridiplantae, Streptophyta, Magnoliopsida, Caryophyllales, Amaranthaceae. The transcript is spliced from 7 exons.